CAAAGCUCCAGCGGAUGUCUCAAAAACAAGUGGUUGCUUGAUUCCUCCAGAAAACACUUGUGGUGCCAGAAAAUGCAGAAACUAAACCCCUUAGGCCAGGGGUUGUCACUUCCAAGGGUAUUCCCUCCUGUGGGAAUAGUGAGCCUGUCUCCUUUGCCCUCCUUAACCCUCUGCCCUCCCUUGGCCUGACAGAUGGAGACAAGUAUUGGUGGUGCCCCUCGCUGCAGGAGGUCAUGGAAGCAUUUCACAGCCUGGGAGCCCACAGCCCUGCUGUGGGCCUGCAGGGCCUCUGCCAACACAAUGGGAGAGUGCUUAAAAACAACAUUAGCCUGAGCUGGAGUGAGCAGCAGGACACCCCCCCAGCGAUUGCCUUGGACAUUAGCCUGAGCUACAUCUGUAAGUUCCUGGCACUGUGUGCCCUCACCCAGCCAGUGGCCUACACUGAUGGGGACCUCUUGGGCCUGAUUGAGUUGCUGUGCCAAGCUGGCCUAGAUGUGGAGCUCCGCCUGCUGCCCAAGACCGAUCUUCAGCAGCUUCUGCUCCUGCUCCUUCAGAACAUCCAGGAGUGGCCAGGGAAGCUCCAGCAGCUCUGCUGCACCCUGAGCAAGGUGUCAGGUCACCACCACAACCUACUGGCACUCGUGCAGUUCUUCUUGGACGUGACCUCUCGAAGCAGGCAGCUUCGAAGCCAGCUCAGCCUCGUGAUCAUUGCCCAGAUGCUGGACCAGCAAGAGAUGCUCCCUCUCUGGGAAGAGAAGACCCAACUGUCUUCACUCAGCCAGCUCCUGACCCUCAUGAAGCCAUCAUCCCUCAGGCAAUAUCUGGGCUCUGAGACCUUGCCACCCUGCCGGGAGCAACAGCCAAAAGCCAGUGCUGAACUAGACCACAAGGUCUGCUACCUGUGCUACAGCCUGCUGACACUGGCUGGGGUGGUGGUCAGCUGCCAGGAUAUUACUCCAGACCAAUGGGGAGAUCUGCAGCUGCUCUGCCUGCAGUUGGACCGCCAUGUCAGCACCCAUAUCCGGGAGAGUCCCCAAGCCAUGCACUGGACCAGACUCAAGGACCUGGCUGCCCAGACCUAUAUCCGCUGGCAGGAGCUGCUGGCCCACUGCCAGCCCCAGGCUCAGUACUUCAACCCCUGGAAAGACAACAGUCUCCAACUGUUGGCUCUGGCAGGAAGUGAACAGGGCUCAAGGAAUAGGAGGAAGCAAAGAACAGAGGCCAGAGGAGGACCAGUGUGAUGAAGCAAGAGCCUGCCUCCACGCUGCCCCUGACCCCGACAGGACAAUGAACAUGAUGCCUCCCUGCCUGGCCUACCCCUCAGCCCUCCUUCCCAUUCCGGCUGCCUCCUCUGCCCCCAGGCCUUUAUGUCCACACUCCAGUUUCCCAGGGCCCUCCUGGGCCUUCCCCACUCUCCUUCCUUUCUCUGUCACUAAUGUGAGCUUUCUUUGUGCACACUAAAGUCUUAUUUCAGCA
Messenger RNA from Nyctereutes procyonoides (raccoon dog), 1476 nucleotides. RefSeq names its product family with sequence similarity 178 member B (gene FAM178B). Bases 234 to 1241 code for a protein of 335 amino acids. The record is from RefSeq and is a predicted model, not a curated record. The transcript is spliced from 9 exons. NCBI's taxonomy places the organism in Eukaryota, Metazoa, Chordata, Mammalia, Carnivora, Canidae.